AUGCUCUGGAACGUAUACGUGCUUCAUACUCGCAGUGACAGUCGUGUGCUCUUCCUUCCCCAACGAGACGUAUCUAUGUUUCUAUCGGAAUUAGAGGACGAGAGGCCACUCUCAGAUCUCGUAUUGCCAGGUACUCAUGACAGUCUCGCUUUCUACGGAUGGCCCGUCACUCAGUGCCAAUCCCCAGACGAACCUCUCUUCAAACAGCUCAUGUCUGGCGUUCGUGUACUGGACGUUCGGCUUUCAGUCGUGGAUGGGGUAUUGAUGGCAUACCACGGAUCUACCCCGCAGCAUAUUUCUUUCUCUGCCGUUCUUCACACCUUGCACCACUUUUUGCAAGAGCGUCCAAGGGAAUGCCUGGUGGUCAGUCUGAAACAGGAAGACUUUGCGUAUACACCCCCGGUGUUAUUCUCGCGAUUAGUUAGGGAGGAGAUUGAAAGAGCAGAAGGCGGAAUAGGCAUGUGGUGGCUAGAGAAUCGGGUUUGGGGGGAUGGCAAGGAAUGGGAGCAUGGUCUUGAAGGGAUGGGUAUCCACCCUACCAAAUGGCCUGACAGUGCGCAGGAAGGCUUCGAGUGGGACCUGAAAGGGAUACGAGAUUCCGACUCCAACUCUGAGAAAGAGCGAUGGAGUAUAUCGAACGAGUCUGCAGAGUUGUUGGAGAACAAGGAGUCGCAACUUGGUGCCUUUGAUGAUGAUUCGGAGCCCAGGCUCCCAGUUCGCGGUUGGGUAUUUAUGGAUUAUUUUUCGGAGCCGGAUGGGGCCCUUGUCCCACUCUUGGUUGAAAAUAACUUUAUCCGUCGUUAUGAUUGA
This is a messenger RNA of Rhizoctonia solani, 810 nucleotides long. RefSeq names its product phosphatidylinositol-specific phospholipase C. NCBI's taxonomy places the organism in Eukaryota, Fungi, Basidiomycota, Agaricomycetes, Cantharellales, Ceratobasidiaceae. The transcript is spliced from 7 exons. The coding region runs from base 1 to 810 and encodes 269 amino acids. Gene Ontology annotation, biological process: lipid metabolic process. The record is from RefSeq and is a predicted model, not a curated record. Gene Ontology annotation, molecular function: phosphoric diester hydrolase activity.